Molecule: messenger RNA, 4002 nt
Organism: Daphnia carinata
Lineage: Eukaryota; Metazoa; Arthropoda; Branchiopoda; Diplostraca; Daphniidae
Product: ankyrin-2-like
Exons: 4
Coding region: 37-3261 (1074 amino acids)
Biological process (GO): protein phosphorylation
Molecular function (GO): protein binding; protein kinase activity; ATP binding
Source: RefSeq, a predicted model, not a curated record
UUGUCUGGCUAGUCUCGGGUGCAGUUAAGUCUAAAAAUGUCAACGAUUCCUGUAGUAAAUGUAGAUGGCAUCCAAUUCUAUCGCAAGGAUUUCCUAUGGAAUGGUCAAUUUGGUUAUGUGUAUCGUGGUACAUAUAAAGGUCGACGUGUAGCAGUCAAACGAGUUCGGAAGAGUGGAAGCGACGAAGGACAAAGCAAUCCGAAAGAAGUUGACAACGAGUUAAAAAUUCUGCAGCAGUUGGACCAUCCCAAUAUAGUAAAAUUUGUCCACUUCGCAAACGAUGUAGACUUCAAUUACUUUGCUUUGGAAUUGUGCGACGCAUCAUUGGAUCAGGUAUUCCUAAAUGAGAACGAUCCUCGGAAAUAUAAAGAAACUGCGUUACCAAAUGAUUUCGAGGUUUUCUCCCAAUUAGCCACUGGUCUCAAAUACAUUCAUUCACAGAAUGUAAUCCAUCGUGACAUCAAGCCUGAAAAUAUUCUAAUUUCUGUGAAACGUACUAACCAAAGUAAAGAGAUAACGAUCAAGUGGGCUGAUUUUGGAUUGUCACGAGCAGUGAAUGAACGAGGAACAUUCACAAUGAGUGGAAUAAGGGGGACUCAACGUUGGUUCUCUCCCGAAAUGUUGGAAAUUUUGGAGAAAAACCAAAGCAAUGAAGUAAAUAGAGGCUCCAUCAAAAGCGACGUAUACGCAGAAGGUCUCGUGUUCGGUUAUAUUCUCUUGAAAGGAAGACAUAUCUACGGAGGAAAUGAAUUAGAAAUUUUGACGAGCAUCAAGGAAAACAAUUUUGUUAAAAUGAGUAAGAUACACGAGAAGCAUUUAGCACGUAAAUUGAUAGAACAAAUGCUGAUCACGAUACCCGAAGAAAGAAUUACAGCCGAUGAAGUAGUUAAUCAACUUCAAUCAAUAAAAAUCAAACUUAUCGAAGAACAAGAAAACCUCCAUCGGCUCAGUGAAUUUCCAACAACAGAUUUUAGGAAUAAAAUCGAAUCAUUAAUGCAAUUUGGCAUCGACUUCAACAAAAUGGGUAACAAUGGAAGGAAUUUACUUCAUCUUUUGUGUCAAAAUACUUCAAGUCCAAACUUAAUCGAUUUGAUUAAACUCUUGACUGAACUCGGCAUCGACGAAAACGCAAAAACCAACGAUGGAUGGAAUGCUCUUCAUUUUCUGUGUUCUAACAAUUCAAGCCCACAUUUAAUCGAUUUGAUUAAACUCUUGACUGAACUCGGCAUCGACGAAAACGCAAAAACCAACGAUGGAUGGAAUGCUCUUCAUUUUCUGUGUUCUAACAAUUCAAGCCCACACGUAAUCGAUGCGAUUAAAAUCUUGAUCGAACUCGGCAUCGACAAGGAUACAAAAACCAACAGUGAAUCCAAUGCGCUUCAUUUUUUGUGUUCUAACAAUUCAACCCCACACAUAAUUGAUGCGAUUAAACUCUUGAUCGAACUUGGCAUCAACAAAAACGCAAAGACCAACGAUGGAUGGAAUGCGCUUCAUUUCUUGUGUUCUAACAAUUCAACCCCACACAUAAUUGAUGCGAUUAAAUUCUUGAUCGAACUCGGCAUCGACAAGGACGCAAAAACCAACGAUGAAUCCAAUGCGCUUCAUUUUUUGUGUUCUAACAAUUUAAACCCAAACCUAAUCGAUGCGAUAGAACUCUUGAUCGAACUUGGCAUCAACAAAAACGCAAAAACCAACAAUGGAUGGAAUGCACUUCAUUUUUUGUGUUCUAACAAUUCAAGCCCACACUUAAUCGAUGCGAUUAAACUCUUGAUCGAACUCGACGUCGAUAAGGACGCAAAAAUCAACAAUGGAUCCAAUGCGCUUCACCUUUUGUGUCGAUACAAUUCAAGCCCACUCUUAAUCGAUGCGAUUAAACUCUUGAUUGAAAUCGGCAUCGACAAGGACGCAAAAAUCAACAAUGGAUCUAAUGCACUUCAUCUUUUGUGUCGAUACAACUCAAGCCCACACUUAAACGAUGCGAUUAAACUCUUGAUCGGAAUCGGCAACGAAAAGGACGCAAAGGACGACGAUGGAUGGAAUGCGCUUCAUUUUUUGUGUUCUAACAAUUCAAGCCCAUACUUUACCGAUGCGAUUAAACUCUUGAUUGAAAUCGGCAUCGACAAGGAUGCAAAAAUCAACAGUGGAUCUAAUGCGCUUCAUAUUUUGUGUCGAUACAACUCAAGCCCACACUUAAUCGAUGCAAUUAAACUCUUGAUCGAAAUCGGCAACGAAAUAGACGCAAAGGACGACGAUGGAUGGAAUGCGCUUCAUUUUUUGUGUUCUAACAAUUCAAGCCCAUACUUAACCGAUGCGAUUAAACUCUUGUUCGAACUCGGCAACGACAAGGACGCAAAGGACGACAAUGGAUGGAAUGCGGUUCAUUUGUUGUGUUCUAACAAUUCAAGCCCACACUCAGUCGAUGCGAUUAAAGUCUUGAUCGAACUCGGCAUCGACAAGGACGCAAAAAUCAUCGAUGGGUCCAAUGCGCUUCAUCUUUUAUGUCGAUACAAUUCAAGCCCACACUUAAUCGAUGCGAUUGAACUCUUGAUUGCACUCGGCAUCGACAAGGAUUCAAAAACCAACGCUGGAUCCAAUGCGCUUCAUUUUUUAUGUUCUAACAAUUCAAGCCCAUACUUAAUCGAUGCGAUUAAACUCUUGAUCGAACUCGGCGUCGACAAAAACGUAAAAAACAACGCUGGAUACAAUGCGCUUCAUCUUUUGUGUCGAUACAGUUCAAGCCCACACUUAAUCGAUGCGAUUGAACUCUUGAUCGAUCUCGGCAUCUACAGAAAAGCAAAAACCAACGCUGGAUCCAAUGCGCUUCAUUUUUUGUGUUCUAACAAUUCAUGCCCACACCUAAUCGUUGCGAUUAAACUGUUGAUCGAACUCGGCAUCGACAAGGAUUCAAAAACCAACGACGGAUCUAAUGCGCUUCAUUUUUUGUGUUCGAACAAUUCAGGCUCACACUUAAUCGAUGUGAUUGAACUCUUGAUCGAGCUCGGCAUCGACAAAAACGCAAGAACCAACGCUGGAUACAAUGCGCUUCAUCUUUUGUGUCGAUACAAUUCAAGCCCACACUUAAUCGAUGCCAUUAAACUCUUGAUCGAACUCGGCAUCGACAAAAACACAAAAACCAACGCUGGAUACAGUGCGAUUCAGUUUUUGAGUUCUAACAAUUCAAACCCACACUUAAUUGUUGCGAUUGAUCGAACUCGUCAUCGAAAAAAACACAAAUACCGACGCUGUAUCCAAUGCGCUUAAUUUUUUGUGGUCUAACAAUUCAAGCCCACACCGUAUCGUUGCGAUUAAACUCAUGGUAUAUAUAGGGUGAACUUCAUGGUAACCAUAUUGAUGGAUAAGCCUAAGCAUUCUAUGGUUUGUGAUGGGCUUUCUAUCGAUUUUUCUGUGCUGAUAAUAGACCCUAGUAUUUCUAGUGUUGACCUCUUCCUGUGAACCGCUGAUUCUGCUGCUUGCCGGGAAUUGACGCUUUAGUAUGUCGUCGAGAUAAAUGACCAAACGAAGCCCAUUCUUUCUGAGGUAUGCAACCACUACUCUUAAAAGUUUUGUGAAUGCCCCAAGGUGCGGAGCUCAAACCGAAAGGAAGGACUACAAAUUCGUAGAGCAUGUCUUUCCAAAAGAAUUGCAAGAAUUUUCUUUGGCCUACAAACGCUGGCCAACAUUCAGCUGGCCAAAGUGCCUUCAUUUACUAAGGCUAUUCCAUGUUCGGUGACGAGGUUCCCGCCACCGUGCUGGAAUCGGAUUUGUCCCCGUUUUUGGGCUCUCGCACUUCAGCGACACGAGCCAUUAACAGGACAUCGACGUGGUUCCUCAACCUCCGAUGUUCAAUCAUCAGAUACACAAUAAGAGGCACUGGAAACAGAAAUCCAAUAACCCACUCAAAUGGGUACCGCUUGACGUUCUCCUUUUCUUCCCAUUGUCGGCAUAGGCCUUCGACCGCUUUUAGAUGCGAACUAGAAUCCUCCAUUAUUGGGCUCUUUAUCU